Messenger RNA from Rhopilema esculentum, 6098 nucleotides. Lineage: Eukaryota; Metazoa; Cnidaria; Scyphozoa; Rhizostomeae; Rhizostomatidae. The record is from RefSeq and is a predicted model, not a curated record.
UACAUUAGCGUCCAUUGAAAAUAUUUGCCAAAUUUCAACCUGUGUUUCACUUAUUUGGUCAACUUCCUUUUUAGGACAUUGCAAAUAACUUACACGUCAAUUAUGUAUUAUUUAUUCUAAACAUGAAAGUAUAAUUGGCCUGUAGAAAUUUGAAUAAGAAAUUACAGAGUACUUGUUCAGAUAAGGCUUAUUGCUGUAUUCUUGAACUCGAUCAUUAUGAUUGACAUAAAAUAACCAUCAAUUGAUUGCAGCUCAAACUUUUCUGCAUAUGUUUUAGAUACCUAAGAAUGUCACCUGAGCGAUUUCAACAUUUAUUAACACUCGUUGGACCCCGUUUGGGAAAGAAAAAAUGUAGGAGUCGUCAAAUCAUUUCGCCAUCAGAACGCCUUGUUAUCACUCUCAGAUACUUGGCCACUGGGGACUCACAGCAGUCACAUUCUUUCAAUUUUCGUGUUGGCAAGGCUACAGUGUGUCAUAUCAUUCGUGAUACUUGCAAAGCACUUUGGACAGAGUUACAUGCGAAAUAUCUCAAUGCACCAGACACAGAGGAAGAUUGGAAGGAAAUUGCUAGAGGUUUUGAGAGAGAAUGGAACUUUCCCCAUUGCAUUGGUGCUCUAGAUGGGAAGCAUGUAGCAAUGGAGUGCCCAAAAAAUCAAGGGUCAAAUUUUUUUAACUAUAAAGCGUUUCACAGCAUUGUGUUAAUGACUGUAUGUGAUGCUAACUAUUGCUUCACAAUUGUAGAUAUAGGAGGGUAUGGAGGAGACAACGAUGCCUCAAUUUUUGGGGGUUCAGAGAUGGGUAUGGCUUUCAAAGAGGGAGAAAUGGAUAUCCCCAAACCAGAUACCACUGAUGGUUUGACUCUACCAUAUGUUCUUGUUUCUGAUGAACUAUUCAAGCUGGAGCCCUGGUUGAUGAAACCAUUUCCUGGACAAAAUCUAGAUGUAGGGAAGAUGAUCUAUAACUAUAGAUUGUCAAGGUGUAGAAGAACUAUUGAAAAUGCAUUUGGCAUACUGGCAGCUAGAUGGCGGAUUCUCAGAAGGUCUAUCCGGGCAAGUGUUUCAACUGUUGAAAAUAUAACAAAAGCUUGUGUUUGCUUACAGAACUAUUUGAUGCAAACUGAUAAUGCAUUUUAUGCACCCAAAGGCUUUGUAGAUGCUGAAGACAAUAGUGGCAAUCUGAUACCAGGUACCUGGCGAUCAUUGGUGGAGAAAGACCAGUCAGCUCUAAAGCCUGUUAAAAGAGCUGGUAGCAAUAACUACACAAUUAAUGCCAAGUUGAUCAGAGAAACUUUUAAAAAUUACUUUAUAAGUGAGCCUGGCUCAGUGUCUUGGCAGCUUCAGAAUGUAACAAGCUGUGGUAAAAAGAACUAAACAUUUUCUAGCAAACUGUUGAUAAAAAAUAAAGCAUAUUUACUUUCCUACCAGUAUUAGGUCACUCAACACCUACACCAAAGUUCCAGUGAGGUAAUCACUGAUUUUAAAUGCAUACAGGCCAUCUAAUAUCAUCCCCCCUAUCAGUUCUGAAAAAAUUUGAUUGUGUGCCCUUUGGUGCCUAAUAGAAGGGGGGUUGGAAUAAGCAGGGGGGGGUUGGAAAAAUCUCCAAAACAUAAUAAGUGGGUGGGAUGGAAUAGCUGGGGGGGUUGGAAAAUUCCCAGAAACUUAAUAGCCGGGGGGCAGGAGAUAGCAAUAAUUUCUAAGGAUGAAAUUUUUUAUAACAUACCAACGAAACUGUAAUAAAACAGAAAAUAUGAGCAAAAUAUGAUGAAAAAGUUUUUGUUAAUAAAAAGUUUUCCAGUUGUUCACAUCUUCUCGAGAAUGUCAAAAAUGUUUAACUUCAAAAAAGGAAAAGCUGAAAUAUAAUUCUAGUGAGAAAUGCAAUUAUCAAAAAAUAUAAUUCUGAUAUUUGUCUUGGGCGGAUUGUAUUUCAAAAAUGUAAUAGCCUGGGGUUGGAAUAAGAAUGUCCUGGGUGGAAAAAAUUAAAAAAUUGUUAAGUGGGGGAGAUGUCUAUUAGGCAUCAAAGAGUACCCAGAAAUCUAGAUGCAAUAACAGGUACAUCUCUAAUUUUAUCUUUGGAGACUUGACCCAGUUCCAAUUAUCAAUUCCAAAUUUGUCCUAAAGUGACCCAAUAUAGAUAGAAUUGCUAAAGCAUUAAAAAGUAUCUAGAUUUAACAAAUGUGAAAAGUUUUUAAGCUAAUAUUGCUUUCAGUAUCACAAAGAUGUCAAAUUGGUUUGAUGCUUGUCACCUUCAUCAGGUUGUUUCUGUUGCAUUGACUGACUUAGAUAACUCAUGUAAGAGUGCUGCAUGUAUGGAGUGCAACUAGAGCUAUUGUAAUUCUGCAUUGGAUAGCUAUAUUGUUGGCUUUCAUAGCGCUUCUCCAUUGAUAUUUUGGUGACUGCAAUAUCAUUAAACACUUUCAUUUUUUGGAAUUUGGCCAUGGUCUUAUAAUGGGGCUCUAAAUCCUUCAAUAAUCCAACUAAACUUAGGCAGAAAUGACGAUCCUCAUCAGAUUCGUCAUCAAUGUUAACAGGCUUUGCUUUUUCUGUCUCAUUCUCUAUUGCCCAUUGUAAACUGGUCAUUGUUUUAAUCAAUCCCUUCUCAAUUUCUACACCAGAUGUCUGCUUGUUGCUAUCUUUUGACCAUGCUCCUUUCUUUUGCCUCUCAUUUCUCUGCCUUUUCACAGGAAAUUCAUCAUCUUCUUUUCUGUGAACUUAAACUGCUGUGCUCUCCAGUGACAUAUGCAGAAGAAUUAAGCCCUUCUUCAAUACUAAUUUGUAAUGGGGAGCCCUUACUCUCUUCUUGUGCACCAGAACUGCAUGAGAUGGGUGAAGUUAAUGGUUCCAGAGCAAUAUCACCAUUUGAUAUCCUACUAUUGUUUCCUGGGCUGUGUGCAUUAAAAUUCUCUGCUUCAUCUAAUUCAUGACUAGUAUCUAUGUCAUCUUCCACAUGCAUCUGAUUAGAGACUUCAGUGCAUGCCUCAACAUUGAAUUGAUCAUGAACCCCUGGCCCUGUAGCUUUUGGAUUCCUCUUAAAAUUUGUUGUGCUUGCCCGGUGCUGUAUACCACAGCAGCCACCGAAGGUGCUCAUAUUCUGGCUUUAUCUCAGGAACAUCAGCCACACCAGAGCCAGACCUGACAGAUUUUUGUCGUUUUAAGUAUUUGGAAAAAUUUGUCCUAAUGCUAUUAUAGCGGGUUUGGGCCUCCCUCCAAUCAAUGCUUAAUUCUAAACCUAUCUCCUUCCAUGCAUUCCGUUUUUUCAGGGGCAUUCUGUAAUCUUUGCAGCCCUUGUCAUAUAGAGCGGGGUAUUUGCGAACACAACUCAUUAAUGCUUCAUUAUCAAUAUAAAUACUUUCCAGAUUAUCCCCUUCCUUUUGGCUUGCCAUUUCUUACCUAUCAAAAUACACUAGAUAUUUUGCUGUAGUGCUUUUAAUCUCUCUUCUUGAGCAAAACUUCGCGAAAUACUUUUUGAAAAAAAUUUUUUAACUCGAAACUGAGGCUGACAUAAGCCUAUCUUGAUUGGUUACCAUUAACAAAAGAGAACAUGAGAACAAUAGCUUGCCGAGGUUCUACUUAGAUACCGGCAUAGUUACCGGCAAGGUAUGCGUUUCCAUAUGAAAUUUCAUGGUAGCGGCUGCCGGUGCCAUGCCAUAAGGAUCGGAAAAAGUUGAAAAUAAUUCAACUUUUCAAGGUCGUUCCGGCACCUCAAUUACCAUGGCUGAGACUGCCGGCGGCACUUAGAAAAAACGUUUCCAUAUAAAUUGAGGUGGCUGAGGCUGCCGUUGCCGAUGGUACAGGCAAUUUGAAAAGUGGUUUCCAUAUAAAUUGAAAUGGCUGAGGCAUACCGUUACCGACGGUACAGGCAAGUGGUACCGGCACCUUACGGCUAUAUGGAAACCAGGCUUAAUCUGGAUUCCGGUUGCUGAAUCCUAAAAGGUGGGAUGUUGUUAUUUUUUGUAUCUUUAUUUUAGUUGGCAUGUACACAAAACGAUAAUAAAUUUUGAAUAUAUAUUAACACUUACAACCCUGAAAUUAACACCAAAAGUACAAAAUAAGGAACAAAAAUUGACACAUGUAUUCUAACAGCUAGCCUAAUAUUACAAUUGACUUAGUACUGAGCUUGGUGUUCGCUUUAAAAUUUGGCACAAAUGAAUGGUGAUAAUACAGCUGUGGACAAUAUGUGCACUACAAUGUUCACCAACUUUUGGUUGGUGAUCAAAACUACUCAUGGCGGUGAUGGGGGUAAUCUACGUGUCACCAUGCUGUGAUCGUUGACCCAUAGCAAAAGAAGGGCAUAAGUGGAAUAUGAAUAUAAACUUUAUCAAAAUGUCAAACUCUCAAUUACCUUGUUUUAUUUCAUGUAAUAAUUUCGGUAGUAUUCUGGAGGCUAGGAUUUCACUUCUUUAAAAAAGUUGAAAACAGGGCCUUUAACACGUCUAAAGGCGAUCGUAGAAGACGCGCUUACUCCAAUCAGAGAUGCUAUUAUUGACUUACCAAGCAAAGACCUCUUUGAUAAUGCAAUAGCAAAGAUGACAUUAGAAAUCGAGAAAAAGAUGACAUAGCAGCUUGUUUCACGUGACAAACUGAUUAUCAAGCUUGAGGAAAAUAUUGCCGAUCUUGAAUGCAAACUCAAGUCUGUUGAAAAUCUUCAGAGGAAACUCGAUGACCAGAAACAAUAUAGCCGCGGGAGUUGCCUGAGAUUAUGUAAUGUGGAGGCUACGUCAAGGAAGACCAGUCACAAAAAAGACUGCAUAAAGAUUGUCAAAGACGUAUUAGAUGAAAUGCAGUGUUUACCAAGUAUUGUGAACAUUGAAUAAGUUGCUGAUGCUGUGCCAGUGAUUUCUGAGUAUUACAGAAAUGUACCAUUUUCACUCUAUGAUAAAUUUAGAGAAGAAUUAGAAAGAAUGGAGCAUCUUGGUGUCAUUAGAAAAGUAGAAAAGCCAACAGAACGGGUAAAUUCUUUUGUUCUGGUUUUUCUGAGCUUUCUUCUUUGGUGCUUUGUCGUUAUUGGCAACCCUCACAGGCCCAUUGUGUGCAUCACUUCCAUCCAAAGAUUGCAGAGAACCGUCAUCAGCAUCACUAGCAAGGUCUGUGUUGUACUCAUCCUCAUCUUGGCAAAUACAAUUGAACUUUGGGAAUGUUUUAUAAAAAGCGAGAAGCUCCUCAGCACACCUGUAACUUUCCAGCUUGUAUGCCUUGCAAAAACCCUUAAAGGCUUUCUGGAGAUCACGGGAGGCCUUGUAUUGUAGCAGGAGGUGAGGAACGCGACUAGGGGCAAACUAUCGUGAAUUGGUAAUUGGCUACUGAUAGAGUUGAAUGACUUUGAAUGAAGAAAGUAUAUUAAUCGCAUUUUUCCUCUUUUGUGUUUGGAUUUAUUUUUAUCUAUUAGGCAACCUGAUUACGUCUAGGGUAUUUUAGAAUCAUCUGGUUGUUUGUAUUUGUUGUUAUGGUAUUUAGUACGUAGAUAAUAAAUAUUUAGCUGGAGGCGUGUGUGUAACCUAGCGACAUAGGGCCAACAGCGCCAUAUGAUGUAAUCCUUAGUGAUGUAAUGUAGCUAAAUUAAUCCUUUAUAUCGCUAUAUAUUCAGUAGGAAUUCGUUUCAGACUUCAUUCGGUCGAGAGACACCAUAGGCUCUAUUUUAGAUGCUACCUAUGCUAGGGUAAAAUCUACAUGUGAGUAAAAUCUAUGUCACUCUAGACUAUGAUAUCUAUACAGUCUCUAUUCGAUUUACCUAAUACAGUCCUCUUAAGUUAAUCAAUUGUUUUUACUAACGAGUUUUAAUUUAACGGGUAGUCAGAAGUUAGGCUGGCUAAGCGAUUUCUGACAUUUUGACCCACCAAGCCAGAUAUAAGGAAAGGAAUGAGAUGUCUCAACAACAAGAAAAUCAAGAACUACAACAACGAGAAGAGUCUGAGCAGAGAGAACAAGAAGAAAUCUAUCCGCAAUCACCAGCAAUGAUGUUUGGUAUCAAGACCCCUGAGAUCUUACUAGAUGAGAGCCGAAAAAUGCGAGAUGUGGCGAAACAGACGUUGGACCUAUUUCUAGAUACAGUGGACGACGUUUUCCAGCGAAACCGGCCAUCAGAGUUAAGAAGAAUGAAGAAAC